AUGCCUGAGGAGAGGCAGUGCAUCUUCGAUCAGUUUGGAGUCCAUUUGACCGAACUCCUUCAACUCCCAUAUUGGGAUCCAAUCUCUUUCACAGUUGUCGAGUCCAUGCACAUCCUAUAUUUGCGCAUUCUCAGAUAUCACUGUCAAGUGGCAUGGUGGAUGAAUGUAGAUUUAGAAGAUGGCGAAACCAUUUCAGGAGAAGGGACCAAAAGCAUUGUGAGGCCAUCUGAUGAAAGCAUGCAGAAAGGUGUCGGGGCGCUCGCCGCGGGAACCUUUGCUGCCCUUGAUGCUUGCACUAAACCUGUCCUCUACCAUCUAUGCCAGGAUAGAAAUCUCAGGAGGGCGAGUAUGAAGAGAGCGCUCAUUAAAACUCUUCUGAAUUGGAAAACCGAUCAAUCCCUUCGGAAUUAG
Messenger RNA from Suillus plorans, 411 nucleotides. RefSeq lists its product as uncharacterized. Lineage: Eukaryota; Fungi; Basidiomycota; Agaricomycetes; Boletales; Suillaceae. Bases 1 to 411 code for a protein of 136 amino acids. The record is from RefSeq and is a predicted model, not a curated record. The transcript is spliced from 2 exons.